AUGGCGAAUCCACGGAAAUUUAGUGAGAAAAUUGCCCUCCAUCAUCAAAAACAGGCAGAGGAAACAGCUGCUUUUGAACAGAUUAUGCGCGAAGUUUCCGACGCAACCCAAAGGCCGGAGGAAUUACCGCUAUCAAACCAGUAUGCUAUGGCCGGUGGCCGCAGCGGCGGCACGUCGCCGUCGCGCUCGCCGGCGGGGCAGCGGGGCCGCGCCUCCUCCUCGGUGGGCCCGAUGCGUCGCCCAGCAGACAGAAAACACGAUACCAGCCCUUAUGGGAGCACUGUAUACUUGAGUCCUCCGCCGGACAGUAACUGGCGCCGCACGCACUCGGACUCCGCGCUGCACCAGUCGUGCGGCGAGCAGCAGGCGGCGGUGCAGCCGCUGUCCCCGCACCGGACCAUGCACUCACAUGCACACCCACAUCUACACCCGCACCAGAACCAUCGGAGAGGUGACAUACAUUUAGAUGUUCUAUCGGCAAUGAAUCCCGCAAACCGGCCGAGAUCGUCAUGUGAAAUCCCCAGAAUACCUAACAAUAACAACACGUAUGACUGUUUCGACAGCGUGUACGCGGGCGGGGAGGGCGGCGGCGGGCUGGGCGGCGCGCUGGGCUGCGAGCUGGCGGUGCCGGGCGGCUCGCUGCCGGACCUGACGUCGGUGCACUUCCCGCCGCCGCACUACGCCGCGCCGCCGCAGCACGCGCCGCACACGCCGCGCGCCGACGACUACCAGCCGCGCUAUUCGCCGACGUCGCCGGGCGCGGUGUCGCCGGGCGGCGGCAGCGUGUCGCCGGCGACGGGCGGGCUGUCCCCCGCGUCGGGGUCGCCGGUGGGCGCCACGGUGCCGCUGGCGCAGCAGCACGCGCUGGACCACGUGGCGCCGCUCUACGACGCGCAGAAUCACUUAUCUGUACCAAACACAAAUAAUUAUCUUCAUCAUAAUAAGAACAUGUCGCCUCUGGACCACGGCUGGAUACCGUCCGGAUACCAGACGCACUGUAGUCCGCCCUCACAAUAUUCCUCCACGUCGAACAUAAACAUACCUUCACCAACGAUGGUGCACAGUCCAGGUAGUCCUGUGGAAUCCCCACAAACAGAUUACAACAACCUACAUCAAGCGUUGUUACAACCUUUCGAGCAAAUCACAAUGCUGGACAACCCUGUAUCGAGUUACAAUACGACGUAUCUCAACCACGGGUCACCACACUCACCACAGACGACGAAUUCGUCAUUAUCAUAUCCCCAGUCGACGGCGACGAGUUGCGGCAGCGGUAGCGGCGUGGGCAUGGGGUGCGGGCGACGGAACGCGCGCGACCCGGUGGCGGGCGGCCUGCAACCGCUCGCCUCGCCCUCCGCGCCGCCCACGCCCGCCACGCCCGCCAGCAUACCCGACAUCGUGCUCACUGACUACUCGGGCGAGCUGGACGCGGGCAUGUUCGGUGGCGAGGAGGCGCAGCUGCGCGCGGGGCUAGACCUGGACGACCUCAGUCUGCUGGAGGACCCCACGGCGCUGGUGCCGGACUCGGACGUGGAGCACGGGUUCCGCCUGGACCGCUUGUAG
Spodoptera littoralis (African cotton leafworm) is the source of this 1560-nucleotide messenger RNA. The record is from the annotation of a GenBank genome assembly. Lineage: Eukaryota; Metazoa; Arthropoda; Insecta; Lepidoptera; Noctuidae.